AUGGCCCCCGCGGCGCCGGCGGGCCUCGCCGCCGUCGUGGUCGCGGUUGCCGUGCUCGCCGCCGCGGUGUCGGCGGCCGUCACCUACGACCGCAAGGCCGUGGUGGUGAACGGCCAGCGCCGGAUCCUGAUGUCCGGCUCCAUCCACUACCCAAGGAGCGUCCCCGAGAUGUGGCCGGAUCUGAUACAGAAGGCCAAGGACGGCGGCCUCGACGUCGUGCAGACCUACGUCUUCUGGAACGGCCAUGAGCCCUCCCGUGGACAGUACUACUUCGAGGGGCGGUAUGAUCUGGUGCACUUCAUCAAGCUGGUGAAGCAGGCCGGACUCUACGUGCACCUCCGCAUUGGCCCCUACGUCUGCGCCGAGUGGAAUUUUGGUGGUUUCCCUGUUUGGCUCAAGUAUGUCCCGGGCAUCAGCUUUAGGACCGAUAAUGAACCGUUCAAGGCUGAGAUGCAGAAAUUCACCACGAAGAUCGUUGACAUGAUGAAGUCCGAAGAGCUCUUUGAAUGGCAGGGAGGGCCAAUAAUCCUCUCCCAGAUUGAGAAUGAGUUUGGGCCCUUGGAGUGGGAUCAGGGAGAGCCCGCCAAGGCCUACGUGUCAUGGGCAGCUAACAUGGCAGUUGCACUCAACACAAGUGUUCCAUGGGUCAUGUGCAAAGAAGAGGAUGCCCCGGAUCCAAUUAUUAAUACUUGCAACGGAUUUUAUUGUGACUGGUUCGCCCCAAACAAACCUCACAAGCCUACCAUGUGGACUGAGGCUUGGACAUCUUGGUAUACAGGAUUUGGUAUUCCAGUUCCACAUAGACCAGUAGAGGAUCUAGCAUAUGGUGUUGCCAAGUUUAUUCAGAAGGGUGGCUCUUUUGUUAAUUAUUACAUGUAUCAUGGAGGAACAAAUUUUGGGCGCACAGCUGGUGGUCCAUUCAUUGCAACUAGCUAUGACUAUGAUGCUCCUAUUGAUGAAUAUGGCUUACUGAGAGAACCAAAAUGGGGUCACUUGAAGGAGUUGCAUAAAGCUAUCAAGCUUUGCGAACCAGCAUUGGUUGCAGGAGACCCAAUUGUAACUUCACUUGGCAAUGCUCAGCAGGCAUCUGUUUUUAGAUCAAGCACUGAUGCUUGUGUGGCCUUCCUUGAGAACAAGGAUAAAACAUCUUAUGCUAGGGUAUCAUUCAAUGGAAUGCAUUAUAAUCUACCUCCCUGGUCCAUAAGUAUUCUCCCAGACUGCAAAACAACAGUUUACAACACUGCCAGGGUUGGAAGUCAGAUUUCACAAAUGAAAAUGGAAUGGGCUGGAGGAUUCACAUGGCAAUCAUACAAUGAGGAUAUAAACUCCUUGGGUGAUGAAUCAUUUGCAACAGUAGGGUUAUUGGAACAGAUAAAUGUGACAAGGGAUAACACAGACUACUUAUGGUAUACAACAUACGUUGAUGUUGCUCAGGAUGAGCAGUUUCUCAGUAAUGGGAAGAAUCCAAUGCUAACUGUCAUGUCGGCUGGUCAUGCUUUGCAUAUUUUCGUUAAUGGACAACUAACUGGAACUGUGUAUGGAAGUGUAGAUGAUCCAAGAUUGACAUAUCGUGGAAAUGUGAAACUUUGGCCAGGCAGUAACACUAUUUCAUGCUUAAGUAUAGCAGUUGGUCUCCCGAAUGUGGGAGAACAUUUUGAGACUUGGAAUGCUGGAAUUCUAGGUCCUGUGACACUCGAUGGCCUAAAUGAGGGAAGAAGAGAUCUCACGUGGCAGAAAUGGACCUAUAAGGUUGGUCUGAAAGGUGAGGAUUUGAGUCUUCAUUCACUUAGUGGUAGCUCUUCAGUAGAGUGGGGAGAACCCAUGCAGAAGCAGCCUCUGACAUGGUACAAGGCUUUCUUCAAUGCACCUGACGGCGAUGAGCCAUUAGCUUUGGAUAUGAGUAGCAUGGGUAAAGGUCAAAUCUGGAUAAACGGACAAGGUAUUGGAAGGUAUUGGCCUGGCUACAAAGCUUCUGGAACCUGUGGAAUCUGUGAUUACCGUGGAGAGUAUGAUGAAAAGAAGUGCCAAACCAACUGUGGUGACUCUUCUCAGAGAUGGUACCAUGUUCCACGUUCAUGGCUUAAUCCGACGGGGAACCUUUUGGUUAUAUUUGAGGAGUGGGGUGGUGAUCCUACUGGAAUCUCGAUGGUGAAAAGAACAACAGGGAGUAUCUGUGCUGAUGUCUCUGAAUGGCAGCCAUCAAUGACGAACUGGCGUACAAAAGACUAUGAGAAAGCCAAGAUCCACCUCCAGUGUGAUCAUGGACGGAAGAUGACUGACAUAAAGUUCGCCAGCUUUGGCACACCACAGGGCUCCUGUGGGAGCUACUUUGAAGGUGGUUGUCAUGCACACAAGUCAUAUGACAUAUUUUGGAAGAACUGCAUUGGUCAAGAGCGCUGUGGGGUAAGCGUGGUUCCAGAUGUAUUUGGUGGGGAUCCAUGCCCUGGGACUAUGAAAAGAGCUGUUGUUGAGGCUAUAUGCGGUUGA
Miscanthus lutarioriparius is the source of this 2487-nucleotide messenger RNA. The record is from the annotation of a GenBank genome assembly. Lineage: Eukaryota; Viridiplantae; Streptophyta; Magnoliopsida; Poales; Poaceae.